This is a messenger RNA of Tachyglossus aculeatus (Australian echidna), 1918 nucleotides long. RefSeq names its product claudin 34 (gene CLDN34). Gene Ontology annotation, biological process: bicellular tight junction assembly; cell adhesion. Lineage: Eukaryota; Metazoa; Chordata; Mammalia; Monotremata; Tachyglossidae. Gene Ontology annotation, cellular component: bicellular tight junction; plasma membrane. The record is from RefSeq and is a predicted model, not a curated record. Bases 976 to 1656 code for a protein of 226 amino acids. Gene Ontology annotation, molecular function: structural molecule activity. The transcript has 2 exons.
GAGGAUGAAAGCUGUAUAUUGGUGAUGAAUCAAGCUGUUAUUGGAAAACACAUUCAGUCUCACCAUUUUUCAAACACCAUUUUGGGACCUGAAGUGAGUUGGAUUCUUGCCAUCUUGCCAAGCAAGUAAAAUAAUAUCACCAAACAUAUCUUUGUUUAGACUGACACUGUAAUAUUGUUAUUAAACUCACUAGGCGGUAUCUGGGUAGAAUACUUUGGAAGUUAUGGAUUAUUAGCUGCUUUGUAGUUAUUUGGGAUUUCAAAGGAGAAUAAUAGAAAUCUAGCUACCUGACAGAUUCAAAAGCAGGCACAAAAAGACAAAUUAUUUGUAAAAAAAAAAAAAAAAAACAAAAGAACACCCAAACCAUGUCCCCAAAUUUCAGGUCUAAAUCUUGAAUUAACCCGUUUUAGUUGGAGACAUGGUCACAGUCUUUCAGCUUCCACACAAUUCUAGGCUUUCGUUGACCUCGCAGCCUCAGGCAUGAGCAGACAUGCCUGCAUUCAGUGUGGCUGACAGUGGGCCUAGAGCUGCUGGCCUGUGAAUCCAGUUAGGGGAACACGAUGAAGGAGACAUAUUGGGAAGGAAAGGGCAGGGAUCAGAGAUCAGUAGGGAUCAACCAACGUGGAGGUAGGCAGACCUCCAGUGGAGGCAAGAGGCUUCAUCUCCUAUUGAAAAGAUGACACUCUUCUCCAUUUUGUUUCUAAUAUGGUGUAAAUCUAAAGUGACACCCAACAUUAGACCUCCAGUCUCCACCUUUCCCUAUCAGGGGACUAAUUUUAAUGCAGUGUACACAUCCCUUUCCUGGCUGCUUUUCCCUCCAGCCUUCCGCAUGAACUCAGGAUCCCCAUCCCCCCCGCCCUACCUCCUUCCCCUCCCCAAAUCCCAGACCCAAGAGGGCCGAGAACGACCAGACACAGACCACCGGGACCAGGACCUGCACAACCAAGGAGACCUGAGGGCCCUGGAAUUCUCUGCAUGUCACCGACAUUCCCUCAGCAAGGCUCCCACCUCAUCACCGUUCUCCAAAUCAUGACCUCGCUCAUCAGUAGCGCUAACCUCCAGCUGGCUGGCUUUGCUUUCGCCACAGUUGGCUGGAUCUUUUCUGCACUGACCAUGGGGCUGGUGCAGUGGAGAGUGUGGCAUAUAAGCAAUACCACCAUCAUCUCUUCUGGCAUUGCCUGGGUGGGCAUCUGGAAAGUCUGCUUUUAUAGCCACAGCAAAUUCUCUAGUAAUGGAAGAGGGGAAUUCUGCCAUUACUUCCGGCCUGGCGACGGCUUUCUCCCCUUGGAAAUUCCAGUCGCUCAGGCCCUGCUCAUCUUUGCUGGAGUCCUUGGAGCUGUGGGGAAAGUUUCCACUAUCGUGGCCUUGAAAAGUAUCUACAUGGGAGUUCUUCGUAAAUCUCACAUCUUAUGUUACUUUCUAGUAGGAGGUAUCUCCUACCUGAUCGCUGGCACUUGUGUCUUAAUUGCUGUCAGCUGGAAUUUAUAUUCCACAGUACAAGACCAUAGCAUCUCCUUUCCUCCUUCUUUCUACCUGCCCUCCAAGCCUGAUACCCAGGGAAUGGGGGCUGCUAUUCUUGUGGGGUUUUUUUCUGCUGGCCUUUUGGUGGUCAGUGGGGCUUUUCUGGUCUCGUACAAAUUCCCAGUGAUAGACUAACCUGUCCUGUAAUCACAGAGUGAGUUGGCCACCCAAUCGCCAAGCAUUUUCUCCAUCUGUGGAGGAGCACAGUGACACAGACUUUUUCUCUUUCCUGUCUGCCCUCUGGACCCUAUUCCCACGGGAAAUGACUUAUGGGAUUUACAGUAGGUGGAUAUCUCAGAGGUACCUGGCUGUUGCAUUUGAAUAUUUAGGAAAAAGACCUGGAAUGCCAAAUACUUCAAAGGACUCGUGACCUAAAUAAAAGUGCCUUUUAGCCCAG